CGUAUACGUGUCAAUAAAGCAGAGCACGUGUUGUUAUAUCAGCGAUGAGUGAGAAAGGUUGGUAGUCUGAUCAACGGCGGAGAUCAACCUCUUCCCUCCCCACCUUGGUAUUCCGUAGUUCGACGUCAUACCAACUGUACAGUGUCGGAUCCUUCCUGCCCGCGAUGGUGACGGGCAAGCUGCCCGUGAUUAGGCACGCUGUGGCCCCCAGGUGAAAUUGUUGAGGGGCAUGAGGUGUCCCCUCCUUAGAAAAGCUUGAGCGCCAUGCCAUUUUAACGGGUCGCCUUGAGCUCGUUUUUAAGAGAUCGCAAAUAUAUUUCUGCUAUCUGUUUCUUUCUUCUUGCUAUUGUUCUCGAAAUUGUGUUCUAACGGACACCGGAAAGCAAUUUUUGGGUUUUGAGUUUUCGGUUUCGUUGUGUUUUACCGAUCAAAUGGCUGGAAUUUGCUGCGGACUUGUUGGAGAAAGCGAGACUGCAGCUCCGAUUGAGCCCAGUUCCCGGACCUCCAGACGCCGGAGAUUGGAUAUUUUACCUAUCAAGUGUAUCGCCGCCGAUCAGAUGGCGGUGCAGCAGACGGCGGACAACGGCCGGAAGCGGCAGAAGCUUGAUCUGUUGCGGGCGUUGUCUCGGGAUGCCGAGAGCGCUGCGGAGAAGGCGAGAGGGGAAGAGAAACGUGAAAAGUCGGGUGGCGCAACUGGUGGGUUGGAUGACGGUGAGGUGGUUAUUACACGUGGAGAGUCCAAGGCUCUGCAUGCGGGAAACCAAGUGGUGGUUCCGCCGAGGGUGGUGCAAGAACCACCGAGGUUUGGCUCCACUUCGGUUUGCGGGAGAAGGAGAGAUAUGGAAGACGCCGUUUCGAUUCACCCUAAGCUGUUUAACGACGGCUCAGACUCGGAUGGUUGCCACUUCUACGGUGUUUACGACGGCCAUGGUUGCUCUCAUGUUGCGUUGAAGUGCAAGGACAGAUUACAUGAGAUUGUCAAACAAGACCUGGAAAGCCAGAGAGUAGUUCAAUGGAAGGACACCAUGGAGCGAAGCUUCUCGAAAAUGGACGAAGAGGUCCAGGCCGGGAACCGAGCCCUGCAGAAUCCCAACUGCAGAUGCGAGCUUCAAACUCCGCAGUGCGACGCCGUCGGAUCCACCGCCGUCGUGGCGGUGGUCACUCCGGAAAAGAUCAUCGUCUCCAAUUGCGGCGACUCCCGCGCCGUUCUUUGCCGGAAAGGCGCCGCUGUUCCUCUCUCCUCCGAUCAUAAGCCUGAUCGGCCAGAUGAGCUGCUCCGAAUCGAAGCCGCCGGCGGGCGCGUGAUCUACUGGGACGGUCCGAGAGUCCUCGGAGUGCUCGCCAUGUCACGAGCCAUCGGCGACAACUAUCUCAAGCCAUACGUGAUAUCGGAACCGGAGGUGACGAUCAUGGACCGGACGGCGGAGGACGAGUGUUUGAUUCUGGCCAGCGACGGCCUAUGGGAUGUUGUCUCAAACGACACGGCUUGCGGCGUCGUACGCAUGUGCCUGCGCGCGCAGAAGACUCCGGGAGCUUCAGGUGGUGGUGACGUGGCCGAUGGGGAGUCCUCGGCCGGAGUGAAUUCCGACAAGGCGUGCGCGGACGCCUCCAUUUUGCUGACGAAGUUGGCCUUGGCGAGGCAGAGUUCGGAUAACGUCAGCGUGGUGGUGGUGGAUUUGAGGAGGCAUGUGAGAUCGUGAGGGAUCAUGCGACGUCGUUUAAUAUGUUAUACUAAUAUACUAAUCUAGCCACAGUGGGGGGAAGUUUACCAAAUUUGUAGCUUUUCAUUGGUUGAUUGUUAGUUGUGAAGCUGCUCGUUUUUCUCUUAUUAACAAGCUUUAAGAGAAAAGUAGUAGUCGGAAACUUCCCCUUUGUUGUGGUUUAAUCUAGGUUUUCUUUAUGAUGGUUCUUAUUUUUCUUCGUUCUUUCCAAUCUUCACAGGUCUGCAGAAGGUUGCAGGGUUGUGAUAUACGAUCUAAUAGAGUGAAAUACUAAUGUACAUUAGAGUUGGUUUUGUUUUUUUCGUUUAGUUCUUCUCUCAUUUCCCAGAUUCGGAAUGUGAUCUUAAUUUUGUUGAAUCGGUUUUUUGCAAUCCAUCAUCGAAAGUAGGUUCCGUUUCAUAUUAUCCCGAUAUCCAACUCGCAUUCUGGCCAUCAUGCCGAUGUUAGGUCUAGGAGUGUGACGCAUUGAGGAAAGAUUGUUUGGAGAGAUAUUUUGCUUGAUUUGUUCAAUAUGUUGAUCAAUGAAAAGUGGCGGGUGCUUAUGCACUAAUUCUGUAAAUUCAAUUCAAUUUAACACCUCUUG
Fragaria vesca subsp. vesca is the source of this 2304-nucleotide messenger RNA. RefSeq names its product protein phosphatase 2C 37-like. Gene Ontology annotation, molecular function: protein serine/threonine phosphatase activity; cation binding. Gene Ontology annotation, biological process: protein dephosphorylation. Gene Ontology annotation, cellular component: nucleus; cytosol. The transcript is spliced from 3 exons. NCBI's taxonomy places the organism in Eukaryota, Viridiplantae, Streptophyta, Magnoliopsida, Rosales, Rosaceae. The coding region runs from base 432 to 1700 and encodes 422 amino acids. The record is from RefSeq and is a predicted model, not a curated record.